AUGGUUCUUCCGAUCAUAGUAGGAGUUGGAGUGACGUUUGCUGCUUUAACGGUGAGAUCUAGUUUACGUGCCUGGCAGGUUUACAAGACGUUAACGCCACUGGUGAUCGCUCAGCUGAAUAACAUCCCCAUCAACUAUGCGAGAGAAACGUUGCAAACAGACUAUCAACGCUCCAGGGUCACAGAUGCGCAGCUGCGUCAGAGGUUUCAGCAGUAUCCUGGUGGGUUUUACAGUAAAAUGACGGAAUCCGAGGCACUUUUAAUUCUCAACGUUUCGCCCGAAGAGAUCGCAUCGUUAGAUCAGCGAAAGUUGAGACAAAAGCAUCGUGCUGCCAUGGUCCAGAAUCAUCCGGAUAAAGGGGGCAGUCCUUAUCUAGCCAUGAAAGUCAAUGAGGCGAGAGAUGUUCUCGCUCGAAGUGUGAUUUUAAGGGAGUAA
Lachancea fermentati is the source of this 435-nucleotide messenger RNA. The record is from the annotation of a GenBank genome assembly. NCBI's taxonomy places the organism in Eukaryota, Fungi, Ascomycota, Saccharomycetes, Saccharomycetales, Saccharomycetaceae.